AUGGCGGAAUCUCUCCUAGUAGAUGUUGAUGAUUUCUACUUUGCAGUGUUGUCAGUUGGCUCUGACGAUGGUGUUGAGGAAGACGUCUUUCCUAUUUCUGACGAAAAGUACGCAGAGCAGUUGUGUCUUCAAGAGGCUCUAAUGUCUUCUGUCAGAACUUCUACAUCUCUUGGUGUUACUAACAGUUCCUCUAAUCCACAUUAUCGAAAGUCAGAAAUUGGUGAAUCAUCUUCAUCCAGACUGAAAAUUGAAGAUACCUACAAGAAUACUAGCAAUAGCAAUGAUACGAAAAUGAAAUCAACAAUGAAUGUUAAUGCCAGUGCAGGAGAUGAUCAAUAUUCUUCUGAAAUGAGCUUCUGUGAGAUAUGCAUGGAAGCUAAGCCAACAAGUGAGAUGCGGAAGAGCACUAUCAAAUGUUCCCACAUUUAUUGUUUUGAAUGCAUCGCGAAACACAUUGCAGCAAAGAUACAAGACAACAUCUCUCAGAUCACAUGUCUAGAGUUUAAUUGCAAAGAGAUAUUGGAACCGCAUUUGUGCAGAGAUAUCAUACCAGCUCAGGUGUUUGAUCGUUGGGAGAAUGCAUUGUGUGAGUCUCUAAUUCUUGCUUCACACAAGAUUUACUGCCCGUUCAAGGACUGUUCAGCGAUGCUUGUGAACGAUGAUGAUGGAGUAAUCAUAAGGGAAUCGGAAUGCCCUCACUGCAGAAGAUUGUUUUGUGCGCAGUGUAAGGUCCCAUGGCAUUCUGAUUUGGAUUGCGAUGAAUACCAGGAAAUGAAGAGAGGAGGGAAAGAAGACGCGUUGUUGAUAAAACUAGCUGAGAAAAAAAAGUGGAGAAGAUGUCCAAGAUGCAAGUACUAUGUGGAAAAGAGGGAUGGCUGUUUACACAUAACUUGUGUAAGUAUGAAUUCUGCUAUAGCUGUGGAGUCGAUUGGCAUCAGUCUCAUUCCGGCUGUCAAAGAAUCUGAUGAGGCAAAAAAACAGUCUGACAAAGGGCUGCUAUUCAGUGUUUCUGAAAAGAAAAGAGAAUAUAAAGACUUGCAGAUAAUCUUUAAUGGCAGUACUGUGUGCAAGAUUUGCAUGGAAUCAGGAAAUGACAUGAGAAACACCACUAACAAAUGUUCACACAGUUACUGCACCAAAUGCAUCUCCAAGCACAUCGCAACAAAGGUACAAGAAAAGAUCACUUUGAUAACCUGCCCGGAGUUCAGGUGUAAGGAGAGAUUAGAGCCCCAUUCGUGCAGAGAUAUCAUACCAGGUGCGGUGUUAGAUCGCUGGGAGAUCUCCUUGUGCGAAUCUUUACGUAUUGUUUCAAAUAGAGUUUUACGCAGUGGAGGGGAUCAAGACAAGCUGCUCAUUCAACUGGCCGAGAAGAAAAAGUGGAGAAACUGUCCAGGUUGCAAAUUCUAUGUGGAAAGGACGGAGGGCUGUCUGCAUAUAAUUUGCAGUGUGGAUCUGAAUUUUGCUAUGGCUGUGGAUCCACCUGGAGCGAUACUCAUGAAGCAGUCUGCCAGAGAGACUAAGAUUGCAAAUGUCGAUCUCUUCUAA
Messenger RNA from Papaver somniferum (opium poppy), 1545 nucleotides. RefSeq names its product probable E3 ubiquitin-protein ligase ARI3. Gene Ontology annotation, molecular function: zinc ion binding; ubiquitin conjugating enzyme binding; ubiquitin protein ligase activity. Gene Ontology annotation, biological process: protein polyubiquitination; ubiquitin-dependent protein catabolic process; positive regulation of proteasomal ubiquitin-dependent protein catabolic process. The transcript has 4 exons. Gene Ontology annotation, cellular component: ubiquitin ligase complex; cytoplasm. The record is from RefSeq and is a predicted model, not a curated record. The coding region runs from base 1 to 1545 and encodes 514 amino acids. NCBI's taxonomy places the organism in Eukaryota, Viridiplantae, Streptophyta, Magnoliopsida, Ranunculales, Papaveraceae.